Molecule: messenger RNA, 9014 nt
Organism: Mauremys mutica (yellowpond turtle)
Lineage: Eukaryota; Metazoa; Chordata; Testudines; Geoemydidae
Gene: CASZ1
Product: castor zinc finger 1
Exons: 23
Coding region: 1432-7032 (1866 amino acids)
Biological process (GO): positive regulation of transcription by RNA polymerase II; regulation of neuron differentiation
Cellular component (GO): nucleus
Molecular function (GO): RNA polymerase II transcription regulatory region sequence-specific DNA binding; DNA-binding transcription factor activity, RNA polymerase II-specific
Source: RefSeq, a predicted model, not a curated record
CCUGGCCUCGGCGUUACUCCCGUUGAAGGCAGGCGACGCUUAUGGUAGCCUCGGCACUGACCCCACCAGCAGUAGGUCUGGAGCCUUCCUCUGUAAAGUUAACGCAGCGUUAUUGCAUUUAAUUCCCUUGCUUUUUUGCCCGUAAAGACAAAAGCACGUUUAAGGCUAAGGGAGCCGGGCAGCAGCUGGUGUUUUGCACUGCCCGCCUGCUGCUCAAUUCAGUGCCUCAGGCAUGCACGGAAAAGACCACUGAGCUCUGGAUGGCACCGUGCCAUGGACAAGGCUGCCACUGAAAACGGUCAGCUGGAAUUGCUCACAAGCCACCUCCCCAGAACUGCAGGGCCAUCCACAGCAGGGUGUGGGAAGAACUGUCACCAUGGUUGUGUUCAUCAGGGACUCAUCCUGUCCGUUACCAGAGUUGAAUUCUUGGUUGGAGGGUGACAUGGAGUUCCCAGUGGAACUUGCUGCCUUUCACAGUCCAUUGGAGCUGGGAGUCAGAGACCUUCUUGUGUACCGCAACCCCCACCACGGACUGAUAACAGGGUAUGAACCUUCACCAGAGACCUCUGUGACUAAAGGACUAAAUCCAUGAACUGGGAAGAGUAGCAGGAAGUUAUCCUCAGACCUCUCAAUCUGCCAAGGCCCAAAUACGGGACACAAUAUGUGACAAAGAUCCCAGAUGAGGAGCGCACACACAAAUUAUUAGUGCUGGAGACUUUAAACGCUAUUUUUCUAGUGUGAAUAACUCCUUCUGUACCCUCUGUUUCAUAAGUCUUAAUUUCUCAUGUGAAUAAUGUUCUACAAUGAAAGCAAGGCGCCACCAUUUGGUAUGGAAUAUAGGUCACUUUAGAACUAGAAGUAGUCAUGGAAAAGUGAGACAAUGGAUCAGCUCCAGAGAGAGGGCACAUAAUACACAUUGCACAGUGGGGUCCAGCUUUAAGACACCGAUGAGUAUUUAGAUUGAGGGGAGCAAGCAGCCAGCAGCAUAGAACCCGAUGGACUCCUUAUUUAGGCAAACUCAUGAAAAGAGAGUGGAGAUGAGUCAGAGAUGAGGCAAAGUCUCCAUCCAAUCUGGAUCUGCGCUCCCUCACAGUUCAGGUGUGUUUGGAUCCAGGACCCAUCCCUACCUACCAGUUGUUUCACAACAUCUAAGAUUCAUUGGUGUGCUGCAUUCCUGUGCUCUGUUAAACAGCUGCUGUCUCACAGGGCAAAGAGACUUCACCAAGUGAAGGGAACUCAUCAGACUUGCACUGUGUCCAUCAAGGACCUCCGGGGAAAAAGCUCCUGAUUCCCAUCCCGGCUGUGUAGGUUGGAAUGGACUUCGAGCCCAGUGACUUGUGGAUGCAAGGAUGAAGUGACUUUACGGCUACAAAAAAGGCGAGAAACCAGGCCUUGAAAUCUCCGAAAGGUAGGAGAGACAUCCAGGCUGCAAUGGCUGAAAGAAGUAUAUGCACUGACGCAACCUCAGGAAAAUCCAAGAUGGCUGCCAAGCGCAAAGGCGGCCUGAAGCUAAAUGCGAUCUGUGCCAAGCUCAGCCGCCAGGUGGUCUUCGAUCAUGGGGGAUCGGAACAGGUGCGGUUGGACAAGGGUCCCCAGCGGGAAAGCGGCAACAAAGAACCGCCCCAGCCUGAGACCAAGGAGCUGGGGGCCAAGGUUUCUGAUGGACUUAACCGUGUUCAGAAGAUAGAGGAGGACAAGCGGAGGGAGGUGAUUGAGAAGUGGGUGAACGGGGAGUACAAUGACGAGACCCUGCUAGGCCGAGCAGAGGGCAAGGAAUGUAAGGCCACCGAGAGCGUGGAGGUGCCCCCCGAAGGGGUUUACAUGGUACAGCCCAAGGGCUGCAGCGAUGAAGAAGAUAAUGGGGACGAGGCAGACGGCAGCUUCCCGGACGACAGGGAUUCGGAUGGGCCUGCCUCCAAGGAUGAAAGUUACCGACCUUCCAGCGGCCAGACGGGCUCCAAGCUGUCUGGAGGAGCUGCCUCAGGGGAAGCUUCAUCUCUGCGCGAUUACGCCGCCACCACCAUGAACGAGUUCCUGGGCAUGUUUGGCUACAACGACCAGAACAUGCGGGAUGAGCUGACCCGCAAGAUCAGCUUCGACAAGCUGAACGCUGCUACCUCAGAGGCCUCCUCUGCCACUGCCUCCCUCCCUGGCGAGGACGCCAUGAGCAAGCGAGCCCGCUUCUCCAAGUACGAGGAGUAUAUCCGCAAGCUCAAGGCCGGUGAGCAGCUCUCCUGGCCCAUCCACCCAGCCAAGUCUGAGGAGCUGAACUCCAAGCUGGGCAAGGAGGCUUCAUCAGUGCUGACGCAGCCCAUCCGAGCACUGCCGGGGCCUGAUGCCACCCUGCUAACAGAGACCAAAGCCACCAUACUGCCCUUGCCCUCUCCGAGCAGCUCCCAGAUGCAAGGCCUGAUGUCGCGGGCCUCCAAGUACGACUUCUUCAUCCAGAAGCUGAAGACGGGUGAGAGCAUCAGGCCGCAGAACGGCAACACCUACAAGAAGGCCUCCAAGUAUGACCUGGAGAACGUGAAGUACUUGCAUCUCUUUAAGCCCGGCGAGGGCAGCCCAGAUAUGGGAGGGGCCAUUGCCUUUAAGACAGGCAAGGUGGGCCGGCCUUCCAAGUACGAUGUGAGGAACAUCCAGAAGCUCACUCCAGUCAAGGCUCCAACACCCAGCCUGGCCCCCAACCCUCUCUCCAGUACCCCCAGCAGUGCUCCAGUGGCUGGGCCCGAGCAGCCCGUCUCCGUGCCGUUCAACACCCCUGAGUACCUGAAGUCGACCUUCUCCAAGACGGACUCCAUCACGACCGGGACGGUCUCUACGGUCAAGAACGGAUUACCCACUGACAAACCAGCUGUCACCGAAGAUGUAAAUAUUUACCAGAAAUAUAUUGCCAGGUUCUCUGGGAGUCAGCACUGCGGACACAUACACUGUGCGUACCAGUACCGGGAACAUUACCACUGCCUUGAUCCGGAGUGCAACUAUCAGAGAUUCACUAGUAAACAGGAUGUGAUUCGGCAUUACAACAUGCACAAGAAACGUGAUAACUCCCUCCAGCACGGCUUCAUGCGCUUCAGCCCCUUGGAUGACUGCAGCGUGUACUACCAUGGCUGUCACCUGAAUGGGAAAAGCACACACUACCACUGCAUGCAGGUGGGCUGUAACAAGGUCUAUACCAGCACCUCUGAUGUGAUGACCCACGAAAAUUUCCACAAGAAGAACACGCAGCUGAUCAACGAUGGGUUCCAGCGGUUCCGAGCCACAGAAGACUGUGGCACUGUGGACUGUCAGUUCUAUGGGCAGAAAACCACUCACUUCCACUGCAGGCGACCCGGGUGUACGUUCACUUUCAAGAACAAGUGCGACAUCGAGAAGCACAAGAGCUACCACAUCAAGGACGACGCCUACGCCAAGGACGGCUUCAAGAAGUUCUACAAGUAUGAGGAGUGCAAGUACGAGGGCUGCGUCUACAGCAAGGCCACCAACCACUUCCACUGUAUUCGGGCGGGCUGUGGCUUCACCUUUACCUCCACCAGCCAGAUGACCUCUCACAAGCGCAAGCACGAACGCCGGCACAUCCGCAGCUCGGGGGUGUUGGGCCUCCCCACCUCCCUCUUGGGAGCCAAGGAUAACGAGCAGGAGGAGUCCAGCAACGAUGACCUCAUUGACUUCUCUGCCAUGAGCUCUAAGAACUCCAGCCUGAGUGCCUCCCCUACCAGUCAGCAGUCUUCCGUCUCCCUCAUCAUCCCGGCUGCGCCUUCUUCCGCUGCUGAGCUUGCCUCCUCUCAGGCCUGCAAGCCCACCAACAGCAUGCCACCGGCCACCAAGAUCUCCGGCCUGCUCUCCCAGGCCCUCCCCAGCAAUAUACCUUUGGCCCUGGCGCUCGCCAACUCAGCACUUCCCGGAACGGCCAGCUCCUACUUCCCCAUCAUCCCCAGUCGGGUCUCCACGCCACAUCCCACCAGCUCAGCCAAUCUAAUGACUGCUGGUUCCUCCAGCACCAAUCCAACAUCCUCUACUGCUGCCAAUUCCCCCUCCCAAGCCGUCUCAGGGUCCAGUGAGCCGACAGCCACCUCUUCCCCAGGUCCAGCAGCAUCCAUUAUGGAGAGGAUCUCCGCCAGCAAAGGAUUGAUCUCACCCAUGAUGGCCAGGCUGGCAGCGGCGGCCCUCAAGCCAUCCAUGGCGCUCGAAGCAGGGAAUGGGCAACUGAUGACUCCCGGCCGGUUCAAUCCAGUUCAAAUGAAGCAGGAGCCCAUGGAGAGUGUGGUGUCCUCAUCCCUGGCGACCCAGGAUUCCUUGCAGGAGCACAGCCUGGAUCUGAGCGUGAAAGAUCACGGUAAUGAAUCAAAUGGCCACACAGUCUCAGCAAAUUCAUCUCUUUUAUCCUCGCUUAUGAAUAAGAUGAACCAGUCCAAUGCCAGCCUUGGCAGCCUGCCAAGCUUGAAGACAGAAGGAGAUGGCAACCAGGCAGGGGCUGGUGAGCCAAUGCAAUACCUGGGCAAAGCAGUGAAGGCGCUUGUUCAGGAGAAGCUCUCUGAGCCCUGGAAGAUGUACUUGCGCAGGUUUGGUACCAAGGAUUUCUGUGACGCCCACUGCGACUUCCUCCAUAAAAUGCAUUUCCACUGCGUGGUGGAGGAAUGUGGUGCCCUCUUCAGCACCUUGGAUGGGGCCAUCAAACAUGCCAAUUUUCACUUCCGAACAGAGGGUGGAGCUGUGAAAGGAAACUCUGAGUCUCCCUUCCCAAGUGCUGCAGAGACCAAGACUUCCUUGGCCCCCUCAUCGCCAUCCACUACUUCCAUCACUAUGGCAAGCGCUCCCACCCUGGAUGUGCCCACUCCGAGCCCAGCGACCGUGCCCUCUGCCCCCACAUUGCUAGCUUGGAAGCAGCUGGCUUCCACCAUACCCCAGAUGCCUCAGAUCCCAGCACUGGUGCCUAACCUGGCAACUUCACCCUUGGCAACGACUUCCCUAGAGAACGCUAAGCCUCAGGUCAAACCCGGAUUCCUUCAGUUCCAGGAGAAUGACCCCUGUCUGGCGACGGACUGCAAGUAUGCCAACAAGUUCCACUUCCAUUGUCUCUUCGGGAACUGCAAGUACGUGUGCAAAACCUCUGGCAAAGCAGAGUCCCACUGCCUGGACCACAUCAACCCCAACAACAACCUGGUGAAUGUGCGAGACCAGUUUGCUUACUACUCACUGCAGUGUCUCUGUCCAAACCAGCACUGUGAAUUCAGGAUGCGGGGACAUUACCAUUGUCUUCGGCCUGGCUGCUACUUUGUGACCAACAUCACCACCAAACUGCCCUGGCAUGUGAAGAAACAUGAGAAGGCAGAGCGAAGAGCAGCCAAUGGUUUCAAGUACUUCACCAAACGGGAAGAGUGCGGCAGGCUAGGUUGCAAAUAUAACCAGGUGAACAGCCAUUUCCACUGCAUUCGAGAGGGCUGCCAGUUUUCCUUCCUGCUCAAGCACCAAAUGACAUCCCAUGCCAGGAAGCACAUGAGGAGGAUGCUGGGGAAAAACUUUGACCGAGUUCCCACACAGGUUAUUGGCCACACUUCAAGAAAUGAAAAUCUCCCCCACGUUGGCAGCAUGGCACCCAGCCCAGCUUCAUCAGGAACCCCAGCUUCCUUUCAGGGACCCCAAAGCAUGAUGGACACCGAAACAGAUGAGUACAUGGAUUACACUGGCUGUAGCCCUGGAGGCAUCUCCUCUGAAUCCUCCAAUAUGGACCGCAGCUGCUCCAGCACUCCAGUGGGCAACGAAAGCACAUCAGCAGGGAACACCAUCACCAUGCCAACUGCCUCGGGGGCCAAAAAGCGCUUCUGGAUCAUCGAGGAUAUGUCUCCGUUUGGCAAGCGCCGCAAGACAGCCUCCUCGCGCAAGAUGCUGGAUGAGGGGAUGAUGCUGGAGGGUUUCCGGCGCUACGAUCUCUACGAGGACUGCAAGGACACCAACUGUCAGUUCUCCCUCAAGGUCACCCACUACCACUGCACCCGGGAGAACUGUGGCUACAAGUUCUGCGGCCGCACCCACAUGUACAAGCACGCCCAGCACCACGACCGUGUCGACAACCUGGUGCUGGAUGACUUCAAGCGCUUCAAGUCCUCACUGAGCUGCAACUUCCCUGACUGCCAGUUCUCUGGCAACAGCACGCACUUCCAUUGUCUGCGCUGUGGCUUCCGCUGCACCGACAGCACCAAGGUGACCGCCCACCGCAAGCACCAUGGCAAGCAGGACGUCAUCAGUGCUGCCGGCUUCUGCCAGUUCAGCUCCAGUGUGGACUGUGAGGUGCCCGAUUGCAAGUACAAACUCAAGUGCUCCCACUUCCACUGCACCUACCCUGGCUGCAAACACACUGUGGUGGGCAUGUCACAGAUGGACUCGCACAAGCGCAAGCAUGAGAAACAGGAGCGGGGGGAGCUGCCAGCCAUCUCUCCUGGCCCCGAGGGCCUCCAUCACUCCACCCUGGAGUACGACGUCCAGAACUCUUCUGUCAACCUGGACAGCUCCCUUAACCUCAGCACUGAUGCCAACAGCUCCCUCUUCUUCCUGCAGAACGCAGCUGGCGUGGGCCUCAAUGACUCCUUGGACCUCAGCAAGAAGCUACCGGAGGCUGCUGCUGGCCCAUCACCCAGCAGAGCAGGGACAAGCCCUCACGAGAGUGGGGUGAUGGUAUCCAACUCCGGCGAUGUGGAGGACGAAGAUGACUCAUCCCAAGAUGAGGACGAGGAGGAGGAGGAGAUAAAUGAGGAAGAGGAUGAUGAUGAAGACGAUGACGACGACGAUGACGACGAUGAAGACGAGGAGGAAGACCUGAAUACAGACUCUGAAGAGUCACUCCCCGACCCUGAGGGCCUGGCCACUAAAGAGGAUGGGGAAACAGGGGAGGCCUCCACUUCCAUAGACCACGGCAAUGCUUCCAGGCCUCUGGGCGAGCCAAACCCAGACCUCACGUCAGCCCCCACCCCUGCUCUGGACCCCACCCUUGCCCUGACCCCAACCCACACCCUUGCACCGGCAGCUUCUCCUUAACCUUAGAGACAACAGCAGGUUUGGUUUUGCUCUUAAAUGAAAUUACUAAGAGGACCCCUUAUGAGGCGAGAACAAAGCACCGGGACGGUAAGCGACAAAACGAACUCCACACCGCACGCACGAGGCCCCACGGGCUCAACAGGACAGACAUGGUCGCAUGGGGCCAGCGCACCAUCACUUCAUUCUGCGGAUGACAGAAGAUAGGGCAGGAUGCAGAGACACAAAACCCUUCUAGAUGGACACUAGCUCUGAGGGUGACAUCUGCUCUCCUUUCCUCCCCCCAUUGUGGGGCGUGUGCCCAGUCUCGGGACCCCUUCUUUUGGGGUGGGCUUUUCCCCCCUCUUUUAUUUCUGGAUUUUAUUUUUCCAUGUUUUUAGUUGUAUGAUACUAAUAAUAAUCUCCACUCCUCAGAAGGGGGAUGCGGGGAUGGCAGGUGAUGAAUUUUAGAAUUGUGGGGUUUUUUAAGCGCGUGGAAGGAACUGGUGGCACAAAGGCAACUAGCUAAGCCUUUACCAGUGGGGGGGGAGGGGAGGGGGUGUCUUUUUUUCCCCCCAGCAUUAAAUAAAUGGGAGAGACUGAUGCACCAGACAGCAAGGGUGGGAGGGGGUAUUUAUUGUCUUACAAACGAGGAAGCAUUAAUGAAUCAGCAGGGCUGGGAAUGGAACACUUCUCUGUUCUUCCAGAUCCUCUUUAUUAAUAAUAAUAAUAAUUUUUAAAUGCUAUUUAUAUUGUUAAGCUUCCCUUUGUCUAGAACUGUCGGAACAGCUGUAGGUCACCUCCCCCAGCUCCUGCUGAUCUCCUGGUAGUGAUCUAGCUGCAGUCAUGGUAGGGAAGGUCGCCAUAUGGCGGUUAAAGGGUCUGUCACUCACACUGGAGGACUGGGGUUUAACCCCCACUCCCAUCCCCAGGUGCUACCCCUCUUUCUCCAGGUUUAGGCUCUUUCUUUUUGGUGCUUCAGAGACAGCACCCCUGUCUCAGGCAGGCUGUGAAUGGAGGCAGGAGCAGAAGGUGAGAUUCGCAUCCUUUGCCUUGGUGCAGCUGGAGGGGAAGCGCAAUGCCUUGCUAAAUGCUACUUGCCCUCUGAUGCAGGGCGAUUGAUUUUUUUAAAUGAUGAGCAAGCAGCGUAUCCUCAGUGUUUUCCUCCUCAAGGUGAGGGUGGGCGAGUAGAUUCUGUGCAAAGGCUAAUGCAUUUCCCAAAGGGAAGAGAGAGCGAAGCCACCACCCACACAGAAAGGGUGGGGGGAUUAAGGCAGACACUGGGCUGGCAGUGGGACGACUUGGCUCUCUCCUCAGAUGCUGGAUGGAGAGCUAUCGAUUGCUCAGGUCCUGCACCCGAAUAGCCUUGGCUGCUAUCCUGUGGCAUGGCAAGCAGUGCUACAUUGGAGUGCAGCAGGGUGUCAAGCCUCCUCCACCUGGGCGAAUCGCACCAAGGCCGGCAGCACCAUGGUAGCUGGACAGACCUACAGCACUCAGAUGGUUACAAGCUCUCCCGCUGUUCUCUUUCCCCAACCCCGCCAGUAAAGGGUUUACACACACACACUACAGGAGACUAUCCAGCAUUCUCAUAGAUGGCAGUUGCUGUUUGACGCCCAAGUCCUGAGCCAGAGAGCUUGUCUACACGUGUGCACUGGCCCCAGAAGGACUAAAGGUGGGAAUUACGCUUGAUGCAGUGAUUUCGGGGCCAGUGUGUAGACCAGCUGGGCCUUUUGCUCCCUUGUCUCUAAGACUUGGCCCUUGUUUAUUUUGUUCUGUUUUAAUUAUUUUUUUUCUAAUAACAAACCCCCUAAGCCCAAGGAAUCCCUGUCAUUCAUUCUACCCUACACAGAAAGAGGCCUCAAGCAGUUUGGGUUGUUUUCUUAUUAUUUCCCUAAAGAGCCAGCGUGGAUCUGGGUCCGAACGAUAGACAAGCUCCUCAGCUGUUUAAAUGCAGGGAGAUGUUUGGAUAAUGAUGCUUAAAAAGGAAAGGGGGGAGGGGAGGAGAG